CUCUCUCUCUCUCCCCCUCGUACGCCGCUCUCUCUCUUCGGGGAUUUGGAGACUUUCGCCACUUGCCCCCUCUUUCGACCUAGGGCUUGGAAAUCGGUCCUCCUUCUCUCUCUCUCUCUCGCUCUCUCUCUCUCAUUCAUCUCCUUCGUCCCUUGUACCUCCACCUCUCGGCUUCCCCGCCAAACCCUCUGUCCCCGCCCACUUCCCCCGUCGCUGCGUACGCCCUAGGGUUUUCUCGGGUCAACGCCAUCAACGCCUCCCCUUCUCUCAUCUUCUCAGAGUGAGGUGAUGUGGCGGAGCGAUGUACUGGUUUGGUUCAGGUUGGAAAUUGGAAUGCCUGCAAUUAUAGACUGAGACUACGUAAUAGACAUGGUCAAUCUAAAGUUAGAUUUAGUAUAUGUGAAAUCAUAUUGCAACGGUGAAAAGGCAUUGAAAUGAGGAAAAGGCCCAUCUUUUCCAUUGCUCUACUUUGGAUCUGCACGAAUGGACGGGCAAAUCAAUGGCUGAUCUUGGUCAGAAUUGUUCUUGCAUGAACUGUGGUUUUGAUGGCUCAAUUAGAACUAUCCUGCAGCUUAGUUCAUGUUGACUGAUUUGGAAAUUGGAUCAAAUGGCAAAGCGGAGCAUUCUGGCUAUUUGCCAGGCGGGUGGAGAGUUUAUCACAAACAGUGAUGGAUCCAUGUCUUAUUCUGGUGGAGAGGCACAUGCUAUUGAUAUCGAACGUGACAUGCCUCUUGAUGAUCUGAAAUCAGAGAUAUCUUCAAUGUUUAACUGCAAUGUUGAUAACCUUUCCAUCAAGUACUUCCUUCCUAACAACAAGCGAACUCUAAUCACAGUUUCCAAUGACAAAGACCUACGAAGAAUGGUUGAUUUUCAUGCUGGUUCAGACACGACCGAUAUUUUUAUCAUGAAGAAGGUUGAGAACAGGAUAAUUAGGAGUGUGGUAGCUGAUUCAGAUGCCACCACAGCCACCGUGGCAACUUUGAGGGAUGCUAAACGACAAAGACUAUCUGCAGAUUGGUACAAUGCAAUCACUGGCGUGGGGCAAAUAUUUGAAAAUCAGAAGGCUUUUCGCGAGGCCUUGCAUAAGUAUGCCAUUGCAAAUAGUUUCACAUAUAGAUAUGUAAAGAAUGAUGCAUCUCGCAUAACUGCUGAAUGUUCCUCUGAGGAUUGUCCAUGGCGCAUCCAUGCAUCAAGAUCGCCGGUUAGGAAGCAAUUCAUGAUUAAGAAAAUGGUCGAUAGACACACAUGUGGGAAAGAACAUGUUGCCAAAGAUGGUCAUCGUCUAGCCUCCCAGCGAUGGGUCGCAAGCGUAAUAAAGGAGAGAUUGCGUGAUAGUCCCAAUUAUAGUCCAAGGGAUAUUGCCAAUGAUCUCCAACGAGAAUAUGGACUCAAUUUGAAUUAUUCACAGGCAUGGCGUGGAAAAUUUAUUGCGAGAAAAGAACUGCAUAACUCAGUUGAAGAGGCAUGUAAUCAAUUGCCUUGGUUUUGCGAUAGGAUAAUUGAGACAAACCCAGGAAGUGUAGCCACAGUAGUUACAUCUGAAGAUUCGAAAUGUCGCCUCUUUGUCGCAUUUCAUGCCUCCCUUACCGGCUUUGAACAUGGUUGCCGACCCCUAAUCUUCCUGGAUGGGAUUUCAUUGAAGGCAGUCAAGCAGUGGAAGCUGCUAACUGCAACUGCUGUUGAUGGAGAAGGUAAUAUUUUUCCUGUUGCCUUAUCGGUAGUGGAUGCUGAGACGAGAGAAAACUGGCACUGGUUUUUGAUGCAACUUAGAACUUCCUUGACCAUGCCUCGGCCUAUAACGUUCAUAUCAAACAGAGAAAGUGGACUGUGGGAGGAGACACCUCAGGUGUUCGAGGGCUCUCACCAUGGGUGCUGUGUAAAUUCUCUGAUUGAAGAUUUCAAGGCACAAUUUGAUGAAUUGUGGCCUGAACAGAAAAAGGGUACCUUGGUCGAUCUUCUCAAACAGUGCAUAUAUACUUGCAAAGUAGAUGAGUUUGAUGAGUGCCUUGAGAACAUCAAGACCGAGUCAAAAGAACUUGCCGAAUGGCUUUUGGAUACGAAACCUGAGUGCUGGUCUGAUGCAUUUUUUAAGGGGAUACGAUAUGGUCAGUACUCUUUAAAUGCUGCAGAAACAUUCAAUAGCUGGAUCACAGCGAGAUAUGAGCUGUCAGUUGUACAGAUGGUCGACAUGAUCAGGUGCAGGCUGAUGGAGAUGAUGUACUCACGGCGGGAGUCUUCAAACACGUGGGGUGAUAUGCUUACACCAUCUGCAAAUCAGAAGGUAAAAGAUCUCCUAAUCAAAGCACGAACCAUGAAUGUCAGCUGCACAACGGUCGACGUCUUCGAGGUGCGUGAUGAUGACGAUUCGGUCAGUGUUGUGAACACUGGGACGUGGGAAUGUACGUGCAGAAAAUGGCACGUCACCGGCUUGCCAUGCAUGCAUGCUCUUGCUGUAAUCGAACGCAUGAACGGAUGCGUGUAUGACUAUUGCGCCAAGUAUUUCACAACCGAAUGCUACCGUCUUACCUAUUCGUCAUCCAUCAAUCCAAUACCUGAUGUUGGCAGGCUCGAAAGCAGCGAACUAAUCACUAACAGUCCCGUCGCAUGCCCUCUUCGUGCCCGUCGGAUGGUUGGAAGACCAAAAGUAAAGCCGGCUGAUCCUCGGAUAACAGUUAAACGAGCAAUACGCUGCAGUCAGUGCAAAGCAUUUGGGCAUAAUAAGGCAACUUGUAAGGCAGCCUCGUGACCGAAUGGUGCAACAUUUUCUUACUGUCUGGUAGUCAUGUGUAAAUGUGAAACAAGUGUUCAUAGGAUCUAUCUUUGUAGAAUGUGUUAUCUGGAAAUCUGAUGUUAUUAGUCCUGCUUCUCCUGAAGCGCAUUAUGUUCGUUCGGAGAUUGCGUUUUAUGUCGUUGAGAUUUCAGGUUUCCUGUUGUUUCUAGUCAUUAAUUUUUCGUGUGAUGUAAGCUGUACUUCUUUUCUCUUUUCUUUUUCUGGAAUGCUUUCACAGUGUAGGCGAUGCGCUCUA
Messenger RNA from Ananas comosus (pineapple), 3026 nucleotides. RefSeq lists its product as uncharacterized. The record is from RefSeq and is a predicted model, not a curated record. The coding region runs from base 608 to 2746 and encodes 712 amino acids. The transcript is spliced from 4 exons. NCBI's taxonomy places the organism in Eukaryota, Viridiplantae, Streptophyta, Magnoliopsida, Poales, Bromeliaceae. Gene Ontology annotation, molecular function: zinc ion binding; protein binding.